AUGUCUGAACAGCCGAUGGAAGUGUAUGUCGACGACGAGACCAAACUCACACUCCAUGGUCUGCAACAGUAUUACGUGAAGCUAAAGGACACCGAAAAGAAUCGCAAACUCUUUGAGCUCUUGGAUGUCUUGGAAUUCAAUCAGGUGGUCAUAUUUGUGAAGAGCGUCCAGAGAUGCGUGGCUUUGGCUCAGCUUUUGGUCGAACAGAACUUUCCCGCCAUUGCUAUACACAGAGCUAUGACUCAAGAGGACAGGCUGUCGCGUUACCAGCAGUUCAAGGACUUCCACAAACGCAUCCUCGUGGCCACCAAUCUGUUCGGCAGAGGUAUGGACAUCGAGAGAGUGAACAUUGUGUUCAACUACGACAUGCCGGAGGACAGCGACACAUACCUGCAUCGCGUGGCGCGCGCCGGACGCUUCGGCACCAAAGGGCUGGCCAUCACUUUCGUGUCGGACGAG
Oppiella nova is the source of this 459-nucleotide messenger RNA. The record is from the annotation of a GenBank genome assembly. NCBI's taxonomy places the organism in Eukaryota, Metazoa, Arthropoda, Arachnida, Sarcoptiformes, Oppiidae.